Messenger RNA from Metarhizium brunneum ARSEF 3297, 825 nucleotides. RefSeq lists its product as uncharacterized. The record is from RefSeq and is a predicted model, not a curated record. Lineage: Eukaryota; Fungi; Ascomycota; Sordariomycetes; Hypocreales; Clavicipitaceae. Gene Ontology annotation, molecular function: fructose-2,6-bisphosphate 2-phosphatase activity. Gene Ontology annotation, biological process: negative regulation of glycolytic process; regulation of pentose-phosphate shunt. Gene Ontology annotation, cellular component: cytosol.
AUGCACCUUCUUCUCAUCCGUCAUGGCGAAAGCGUCGACAAUGCAGCCGGCCUCUACGGCGGCUCUCGCGACGCUGGCUUGACCGCUCACGGUGCCCUGCAAGCCCAGCGACUGGCGUCGAGCCUGGCCGCGUCCAAGUUGCACGUCAGGCACAUCUUCUCGUCCAACCUGGGCCGAGCGGCCAAGACGGCCAACGCCGUAUGCGACUCUCAGAACAAGACGCACCAGUCGGCGCUGGCCGUCGUCCAACUGGCCGAGCUUCGAGAGAAACAUUUCGGCAACUGGGAGGGCGUCAAGUUUGCAUCUGCAUCCGCCCAACACAGACCAGAGCAGACGGGUGCCGAGACGACAGAGUCGCUCCAGGCGAGGUGCAGUGCCUUCUUGGAGACGUACCUCGCUCCCCUCUUCACCGCCCGCAUGGUCGGGCCCGAGGAGAACUGCGUGGUUGUCGUUGGCCACGGCAUCAGUCUGGGAGUGCUGCUGCUGGCUCUGGCCAAGAAGCUCACCAGCACGGGCGCCACUCGUGAUGCCUCCAAGGACGCCGCCUUGAACCAGCUCGCUUCUACGAGGAUAUCCUGGAGCAACACGGGCUACGCGGAUCUUGUCAUCUCGAAAUCCAAUGCCGCAGCUGAGGUCGCAGCCCGCGGCAACCCAUGGUCUGGACUCGAGCUCCGUGUCGCGCAGAUCAAUUGCACCACGCACCUCUCGGGACUUCGUAAGACGCGUGGCGGCAUCGGCAGCGCCGCCCACGACGAGAAACAAAAGACCAUCGAGGGUUACUUCGCCUCUUCGCGGAAACGCAAGGCAGACAAGGUAACCGACUGA